Cotesia glomerata is the source of this 1323-nucleotide messenger RNA. RefSeq lists its product as uncharacterized. Bases 7 to 1239 code for a protein of 410 amino acids. The transcript has 7 exons. The record is from RefSeq and is a predicted model, not a curated record. NCBI's taxonomy places the organism in Eukaryota, Metazoa, Arthropoda, Insecta, Hymenoptera, Braconidae.
UCUUCAAUGCAAUUUUCUUCAGGUUUCAAAAAACAGAAUAGUAACGAAAGUAGUACCAUAUUUCGACCGUGGGAUUCGUCAUCUGAAACAACUACUGCAAAUACUACUUCUCCACCAUAUUGGAACGACGUUGAAGAAGAACCACCUUCGGAAUCCAGAGUUCCGACUAUAGAUAUACCUGCUCAUGACUCAACUGAUUUAGAAACUAUAAAAGAGACAGUAUAUGCUGGAUCGUUGGCUACAUUUCUUAAAAAUGAAGUUAGAGAAGCUGAUUUAGAUUUUAUUAGGAUGCUUGAGGCCUCCAUAAAUCGAGCCUACGAAUCGCAGCAAAGAUAUGAUCGGCAAUCUUCUGAAAUACUAAAAAUACCUGGAUGUUACACUCAACCGGGAGAACAUAUGGUUGAAAUAGUUGCAGGCUCUAAAAUCUACUUUCCUUUAAGCAUCAAAAAUCAAAUUGAGAAAACAUGUGAAGAAGAAAACGAGAGUUGUGAUUGGGAAACAUUAAUUAAGUUGGCUUUAAGAGAAGUAUACGGCAAUAACAUUUCUAAUUAUUCGGCAAAAGGUAUAAAAGUUAAAGGAUCUCAUACCGAUAAAUACCCACCUAUUGACAGUCGAUUAUAUAAUGCAAUUUUUGAUUGGGUCAGAGAUAAAGUUGGUUCAAAAAAAAUUAUAACUACAAAGAUGUUUAACACAACUAUUAAUAAGUAUUGUGCAAAUAAAAGAACUAAUGAAAAUACUCACCCACAUUCUACAAAACAACUUGAUCAACCAGAGUUUAUAUCUGAGGAAAAUUUAAGAUUUUUCAAAAAAAUCGUACAAAUUAUUGAAGAUUCCUAUAAUAUGCAGCGAAGAGAAACGUUGCCUGAGCGACAAACUUACCAGUUAUCGAACGUGUACACUCAACCAGCCAAAACAAAAGUUCAAAUCAGUCCAAAUUAUGAAAUUUAUCUUCCUAAAAGUAUUUACAUGUAUAUCGAGAGAAGAAGUGAGAUCGCUAAAAAUAAAUACGAUUGGAGAAUUCUUAUAAAAGAAGCCUUACUGGAAGUAUAUGGAAAUCAAUUAAAAAAUUACAGUGCGAAAGGGACUCGUGGUGGCUCUCCAGGGAUUAAUGUCGAAUUAUAUCGAGCACUCUACGAUUGGGCAAGCUCGGUGACCAGUGAAGUUAUUCUGGAUGGGGAUUUUACGGAUGUCAUCAAUACUCUCACAGCUAAUAAAAAGAAGGGGAAAAAAAGUAAAUAAUAAGUGGACAUUGUAUCAAUAAACAUUUUUCAUUGAUCAUGAAUAUGUUUAUUCUCUUUAAAUUAAACAUUGUUUUCUCUUUAA